Thlaspi arvense is the source of this 1407-nucleotide messenger RNA. The record is from the annotation of a GenBank genome assembly. NCBI's taxonomy places the organism in Eukaryota, Viridiplantae, Streptophyta, Magnoliopsida, Brassicales, Brassicaceae.
AUGGUUCGUGGAUUGAUGAAAUUCCCAAGAAUCGCAACGAAGUUAUUGAACAUAAGCGUUGAUUCUCUCUGCAAAUUCCGAAACUUGGAGAAAGCGGAGUCACUGAUCAUAGACGGAAUCAGAUUAGGUGUUCUUCCCGAUGUCGUCACUUACAACACCUUAAUCAACGGCUACUCUCGUUUCGUCGGAAUCGACAAAGCUUACGCCGUAACGCUUCGGAUGAGAGAAGCUGGGAUCAAACCAAACGUUUCCACAUACAAUUCGCUCAUCUCCGGAGCCGCGAAGCAGCUUUCGCUGAGUCGUGUCCACCAACUGUUCGACGAAAUGCUUCAGUCAGGUUUAUCUCCAGAUAUGUGGAGCUACAACACUCUCAUGUCCUGCUACUUGAAGCUCGGGAAACACGAAGAAGCGUUUCGUAUCCUUCACGAGGAUGUUCAUCUCUCUGGGCUAUCUCCAGGUGUUGAUACCUUCAACAUUCUCCUCGACGCUCACUGCAAAAGCGGUCACAUGGAUAACGCCAUUGCACACUUUAAUGACCUCAAGACUCGGGUUAAACCGGAUCUCAUGACGUAUAACAUACUCAUCAACGGUCUUUGUAAAUCCGGAAAGGUUUACUCCGCGAACCGGAUGCUGAGAGAGCUCGAGAAAUCCGGUUAUACUCCGAACGCUGUUACGUACACGACGAUGCUUAAACUGUAUAUCAGAAGCAAGAUGAUCGCGGAAGGGCUUGAGCUGUUCUUGAAGAUGAAGAAAGAAGGUUAUACCUUUGACGGGUACGCGAAUUGCGCGGUUUCUAGCGCCUUGGUGAAGACCGGAAGAGCAGAGGAAGCGCACGAGUGUAUGCGAGAGCUUGUGGGAAGCGGUACACGGAGCCAAGACAUUGUUUGUUACAACGCGUUGUUGAGUCUUCACUUUAAAGAUGGGAACUUGGAUGCAGUUGAUGAUCUACUGGAGAAGAUUGAGGUUAAAGGGUUGAAACCUGAUGACUACACGCACACGAUCAUAGUCAAUGGGUUGUUGAGCAUAGGGCAUACGAGAAGAGCAGAGAAGCAUUUGGCUUGUAUAGGAGAGAUGGGGAUGCAGCCGAGCGUCGUCACGUGUAACUGUUUGAUCCAUGGGUUGUGUAAAGCCGGUCAUGUAGACCGUGCGAUGAGGUUGUUUGAGUCGAUGAAGAUUAGAGAUGAGUACACUUACACUUCCGUUGUGCAUAAUCUAUGCAAAGAUGGGAGGCUCGUGUGCGCUUCGAAGCUGCUCUUGCGGUGUUACAAUGAGGGGAUGAAGAUUCCCUCGUCGGCGAGACGAGCUGUGCUGUCCGGUUUACGGAUGACGGUUUCUUACCAGGCGGCGAGGAAGAUGCAUAACAAGUUCAAAGCUGCUAUUGAGUGCAAUGCAAGAAUGUAUCCUUAA